Molecule: messenger RNA, 1833 nt
Organism: Helianthus annuus (common sunflower)
Lineage: Eukaryota; Viridiplantae; Streptophyta; Magnoliopsida; Asterales; Asteraceae
Exons: 2
Coding region: 1-1833 (610 amino acids)
Source: RefSeq, a predicted model, not a curated record
AUGGCGGGUGUUCGUCUUUCUCGGUUCUCACUUCAAAUCUAUAAAACAAUUUUGAUAAUAUUUCAAAUUGUUUACAACACAUCUCAUGCAUUUAAUGGUUUCUCAACAUUUGUUAUUCCUAAGGAGAAUGCUGAAAAUGAUGAUAGGCCGGUCGUAUCAUCUGAUUAUAUUGGUCAAUCACUCUCAUAUCCGGCAGGUGGAGACUUUGGAAAUGGGGCAAUUGAUCUCGGAGGAUUAGAAGUGUAUAAUGCUUUGUACUUCAAGAAAAUAUGGGAAACACACAGUGGUGGUCCAAAGGGUUUUGGUGUGUCAUUUUAUGAACCAACUUCCAUCCCAUUUGGGUUCAAUUUGAUUGGUCACUAUUGCAAACCAAACUCUAUGGCCAUGUUUGCAGUAGUUCUUAUAGCUAAAGACACCACAGGUGAUCCAUCACAGGGUGCCUUAAAGAGUCCCAUAGACUACACUCUUAUUUGGACUAGUAAAGGUUUGAAUGUAAGUCAACGAGAAGAUGGAUACAUUUGGCUCCCAGUCCCACCGGACGGUUAUAAAGCCAUUGGUCACAUUGUCACGACUUCACCUGAAAAACCCUCACUUGACAAGGUUAGGUGUGUUAGAUACAACUUCACGGAUUUAACCAAGGUGGACAAAUGGAUAUGGGGACAUAAGACGCGUUGGGGUUUGAGUAUAGUCCAUUUGCAUACUACAAAACCAAAAACUAGAGCGCUAAGUGUUCCAACAGGCAUGUUUUUGGCGCGAAAUGGCUCGAAUACACAUGAGUUAGCGUGCUUAAAGAUGGUCAAGACCGACCCUUAUUCUGCUAUGCCCAAUUCCUUACAAAUUAGAACAAUGAUCAAUGCUUAUGCUCCAUGGGUCUAUUUCCAUCCGCAUGAGCAAUACUUUCCAUCCUCAGUUUUGUGGUUCUUCGAAAAUGGGGCUGAGCUACACCAACACGACCAACCUCCAAGGCUUGUGAUCAACGAUGGCGAUAACCUUCCAAACAAUGGUACCGUGGAUGAUGCCUUUCUAGACCUUCCACAAGAUCAACCUUCCAAAGAAAGGUUACAAAAAGGGUUUUUGCCUAAUGCAAUCGCUUACAUACAUGUGAAACCCGCGCUAGGGGGAAUAUGUACUGAUCUUGCCAUAUGGUUGUAUUAUCCUUUCAAUGGGGGAGGGAAGUUUCAACUAGGACCUUUCACCAUAGAUUUAGGAAAGAUAGGGGAGCAUGUUAGCGAUUGGGAACAUAUAACAUUAAGGGUCGAUAACUUUCAUGGGACUCUAACUGCGGUCUACCUAUCUCAACACGCUAAGGGAAAAUGGUUAACGCCUAGCGAAUUCGAGCUCAUGAAUGGAACUAGACCAGUGGUGUAUGCAUCUUUGCAUGGUCAUGCACAUUACUCUACUCCAACUUCUCAUGUACAUGUGGCUGGCAUUCUUGAUUCAAGUGACAUACAAAUGUUAUAUGAUGAGCUUCAAAUAAUGAGCGAUUCAAGAAAAUCAUCAAUGUUCAAGGAGGAAAGCUUUUUUGGGUUUGGUGCUAGGGAUGAUGUUGCAAAAAGCAACAACGUGAUGGAUAUCGCAUCAACCUAUAAUGUUAUUUGUGUUGAUUACAUGGAAUCAGGUAUUGAACCAUGGUUAGAUUAUACAGGGAGAUGGGGUCCUAAGAUUACAUAUGAAUUUACAGAAGAGAUGAUGAUUAUUGCGGACAGUUUUCCACAUAUAGUGAGAAAACUGGUCAUUAAACUUUUGCGAAAGCUCCCUCCUGAGUUGCUUGGAGAAGAAGGACCUCAAGGCCCAAAAAUGAAAGAAAGUUGGACUGGAGAUGAGAGGGUAUGA